Molecule: messenger RNA, 1335 nt
Organism: Lates calcarifer (barramundi perch)
Lineage: Eukaryota; Metazoa; Chordata; Actinopteri; Centropomidae
Product: galectin-6
Exons: 15
Coding region: 51-1190 (379 amino acids)
Molecular function (GO): carbohydrate binding
Source: RefSeq, a predicted model, not a curated record
GACUUAACCCUCCCAUUUCCAUCUGCUCGUCCAUCUCACCGACCGCUGCCAUGGCCUUUGUUGCUCCCCCUGGCUAUCAGCCAAUCUAUAGUCCUAGAAUUCCCUACCUGGGGCCCAUUUGUGGAGGCCUGAGGGAAGGGAUGUCCAUCUAUCUCCAGGGUUCCAUUCCUGAGGACAUUACCAGAUUCUUUAUCAACCUGCUUUGUGGAGAGUCUGAGUCCAGCGACAUCGCUCUCCACUUCAACCCUCGAUUUGACGGCUGGGACAAAGUGGUCUUUAACACUUGUCAGGAUGGAUCCUGGGGAUCAGAAGACAAGAUUCGCAGUAUGCCCUUCUGCAAGGGCCAGGCCUUUGAAAUGGUCAUCAUGGUCACUUCACAAGGCUACCAGAUCAAAGUCAAUGGGAAUGACUUCCACACCUUCCAACACCGUAUACCUGUGGAGAGAGUUUGUGCCAUGCAGAUCGCUGGAGAUGUUUCCAUCCAGACUAUUAAUGUCAUAGGGGGUGCUCGAGGUGGCAUGGAUAGGUAUCCUGGAGGAAUGGGAGGUGGAAUGGGAGGAGGAAUGGGAGGAGGCAUGGGUGGAGGAAUGGGAGGAGGAUAUCCUGGAGGUGGCAUGGGGGGAGGAUACCCAGGAGGCAUGGGAGGUGGCAUGGGAGGAGGAAUGGGAGGAGGAUAUCCAGGAGGUGGCAUGGGGGGUGGAUAUCCAGGAGGCAUGGGAGGUGGUAUGGGGGGAGGAUACCCGGGAUCAAACCUGCCGGGUAUGUGUGGGCAGCCAGUGUACAACCCUCCUGUGCCCUACUCCAACAUGAUCCCAGGAGGAAUGAUCCCUAAGAGGACCAUCGUCAUCAGAGGCAUGGUGCCCUAUGGAGCAAACAGUAUUUGCAUCAACUUUGUGGUGAGCAGAACCCGAGACAUUGCCCUCCACAUAAACCCCAGGGUGAGGGAGGGGAUUGUGGUGAGAAACAGCGAGAUUGGAGGUAGCUGGGGCCAGGAGGACAGAGAGCUCAGCUUGAACCCAUUCAUGGAGGGACAGUACUUUGAUAUGUCGAUUCGUUGUGGGAACCAGAGGUUUAAGGUGUUUGUGAAUGGCCAGCACUUGUUUGACUUUGUCCACCGCUUGCAGUCCUUCACUGAAGUUGACAUGCUGGAGAUACAGGGCGAUGUGCAAAUCUCCUACAUCCACUUCUGAGACCAAACACACCAGUGCUCUGAUGUAUAUUUUCUGUACAUUAUUCCUACUGUGUGACUAUCAGUCCUAAUAAGGCAAAAAGUUACCUCAUCAUCUGCUGUACUGUUCAUAACUGAAUUAAUAAACAUUUCACUAACACAUUUAA